Messenger RNA from Colletotrichum lupini, 2379 nucleotides. RefSeq names its product cytochrome P450. Lineage: Eukaryota; Fungi; Ascomycota; Sordariomycetes; Glomerellales; Glomerellaceae. Bases 1 to 2379 code for a protein of 792 amino acids. The transcript is spliced from 9 exons. The record is from RefSeq and is a predicted model, not a curated record. Gene Ontology annotation, molecular function: monooxygenase activity; iron ion binding; heme binding.
AUGCAUUUUCUCGGCCAUGGUUCAGCUCUUUUCUCGCUUCUGCAAGUCACUUUUGAGUCUGGAGCCUUGAGUCUCGAGCCCGGCUGGCCUCCCCGCUCCAGCGCUCCCUCGCCAACACAUCCUUACCGCCUCUUUCAUGAGCCUUUCUUUUUCGAAUCGACGAGACGUGUCGAAGCCGUCACACAAAGAUGCGAUACGCUUCAUCUACAGAGUAAACCACAGCGGCGAACAGGGAUCUGCAUCGUCGUCCUGCAGCCUACUGCAGCCUGUCUAACCAGGUCACCUGCGGCAACACGUGUAACCACUCUCACUGUCACCCUCUGCUGUGCUGGGAGAUUAUUCAUUGGCGACCUCUCCAAGGGUACCGCAGAGCGCUACAAAGUCACAGACUUCGCAGACAUCGGCAGAUCGGGUAUCGCGAUGGCGCCAAAAAAAAAAGUUUUUGAUCCUGAAGAGGGGCGAAUUUCCCGUCUGCGCCUGCAUGGCGGCCUGAAGCAGGGCGCUGGCUGGUGUCACUCGAAAUCGAAUGGAUCCACAUUUGCCGUGUUGUCCGUCGGCCCCACUCUCGCCGACUCCCCGAGCCCGCCGGCCCGGAAUCCUGAUUUUACGGCCCUCUCGGCAACCAUGGCGGCGACCAUGGAAAUCAUGUGGACCGCUUUCCAAAAGUGCUAUGAAAGGAUUGCAAUCGCAUCUUGUGUCGGAACGAUCCCGAACAUGGACCCUAUCCAAAUCCCUAUGGCUAUCAGCUCAAACUUCAACGCCAUGAUAAAAGCGUUUGAUCUUUUUCUGAAACUGCAGUCAUGCUGUCAUUAUUCACCUUUACAAGAACAUUUCGUCGCCUCCAUAGUCUUCGCCGCUGCAGCUACCGCCGCACUUCUAACCGCAAUAUUGCUUCAGUACUUCAAACCAGUCGGAAAACGCAGAGGAAAAGAUGGAAGGCGUCCCGUUUUACCACCAGGCCCCGAAGGCGUUCCCCUGUUCGGGAACCUGCUUCAAGUCAGUGCCAGCAAAGGAGACCCCUACAACAGAGGCCUCCUCUCCAUGGCAAAAUACGGAGAAAUGACCACCCUCCACCUAGGCUCAAAGACCCUAGUCCUCCUCAACAGCAGCCGCGUCGUCAGCGAAAUCAUCGCCAAGCGAAGCAGCCAGACGAGCACCCGAACCCCCAUGCCCAUCUCCAACGACAUCGUCGGCCGCAACCGCAAGUCCCUCAUCAUGUCCCAAAAGGACUGGGCCGAGCCCCGGCGCGUCAUGCACUCCCUCCUCAGCGGCACCGCCCUCCGCCAGUACGGCGAGUUCCAGGAGCUCGAGAGCACCCAGAUGAUGGCCGAGUACGUCUUCAAGCCGGGCAUGUGGUACCGCCACCGCUACCGCUACGCCAACUCGGUCAUCCACCGCAUCGCCCUCGGCGAGCGCCUCGUCAAGAGCGAGGAGGAGCUCGUCGACAUGCAAAACGCAGUCACCUUCUUCGUCGGCUCCAUCGGCAGCUCCAUCAUCGACUGGUUCCCCGACCUCGCAAAGCUCCCGCGCUUCCUCCAGCUCUGGCGCCCGCACUGGGAGGCCCUCGGCCAGUGGAACUACGACCUCUACGACCGCUGGUACAGCCCCAUCGCCGCCAAGGUCGAAAACGGCACCGCGCCCCCGUCCUUUGUCCGCGACACGCUGCUCCACCCGGACACCAAGUACAAGGGCGACCACGUCGACGGCAUGUACGUUGCCAUGCAGCUCAUCGAGGCCGGCAGCGACACCACCCGCGAGGCUCUCAACAUCAUGACCAUGGCGGCGCUCGAGUACCCGGCCGUGUUCAGGGCGGCGCGCGCAGAGGUCGACGCCCUCUGCGGCGUCGACGAGCAGGCCCGUCUGCCCACCCUCGCCGACAUGGACGACCUGAAGUACAUUUGCGCCAUGGCCAAGGAGAUCCUGCGCUGGCACGUCAUCUUCCCGCUCACGCCGGAUCACACGACGUCCGCGGACAUGGAGUUUGAGGGGUACUAUUUCCCCGCGGGCACCGGGUUCGCCAUCAACGGGCCCGCCGUCGCCAACGAGUGCGAGGAUCCGGACGAGUUCAAGCCCGAGAGGUGGCUGGACGGUCACGAGGCGGAUAUCGCGCAUGGGUUGUGGGCUUUUGGCGGCGGACGGAGGAUAUGUGUGGGAUACCGCCUGGCUCAGCGUAGCAUGUUUUUGAAUAUCGCUAGGCUGGUUCAGUGCGUCGACUACAAGCCUAACGGCCCGUACAACAGGAACAUCCUGAACCUGGAGGCCACGGGCGAGCCCUUCCCCGUCAAGGUCGACAUGAGGAACAAGCAUUACGAGUCUCUCAUUCUGCGAGAGGCUCAGGUUGCUGGUGUUUUGGAGGACGCUAAACUGAUGCGGGACUAA